AUAUCGAGCAACGUGACAGCGCUGACAGCUAAUGACAUUAGUCUGUGGUCGUUCUAGUAAAUAGAAGAAUCGUGGAAUUUGACGAUUGCCGAAAAUCUGCGAAUUUUAUUAAAUUUUAUUUAUUUUCUGAUUAAAUUACGCACAACUUAGAAUGUUUUAGUUUUGUUUGUUUUGUAUAGUGAUAUUUUAUCGGAAUAAUCAUGGAAGCUGCAGUUUCGAAGACGAAGCAUCGCACGGCGAUGGCGAUCCUCGCGGUGUGCAACGCGGGCUCCUUGGCUGCGGCCACCAACCUGGUCAUCUCGCUCAACCCUGAAGACAAAAUAACAGCAAAACGUGGAGGUGCGCUCACAGCGCUCGGCUUCGUCUACUUCAUGACGUUGUUUGAGCUGCUGAACGCGCUCGCCCUGUCUACUGGCGCCGGCGCACGGUUCCGGCACAAGUACAGACUCAGCUGCGGGGAUGUGCUCGAUAUUACUAAUAAGCUGGUGUCAGCAGUGCAGGCAGCCCUGUCAUGCGUGACAGGCGCCAUAGUGUGUCUGUGGUCGUGCACUCGCGACUUCAUGCGCAGCUCGCACUACAUGUCCGAGGCGUACGCCUGGUUCGGCGCUGCCUACUUCUUCUAUGAUAUUUGGAGCAUGUAUAUGGUACACGUCCAAAUGAACUCUAACAGUGACAUGUCCGUCAAGCGGCGUCCGUCCAAGAACGGGUCCGCGCCCGCGCUCCCCUCGGGGGACGGCGCGGUCGUCAAGAAGCAAGGCACCUCGUUCCUGGCUUACUGCAAGCAUGAACCCGUUAUAUUGAUGCACCAUCUAUUCAUUGGGGGUUUCGGGUUCUUGGUUAUUGUGUACCUCCGCGGCAACCUAGGCGACUGCACCUUCGGCUUCGUCUACUUAAUGGAACUGUCAACCCCCUUCGUCUCCGUCCGCGGGAUCCUCUCGCGACUCAAGCUCAAGUCUUCCCGCCUCUACGUGGUGAACGGCAUACUGAUGCUACUGACGUUCUUCGUGUGCCGGGUGAUCAGUCUGCCGUAUGUCUGCUUGUUGUAUAGCAGGGUUAUUGGCCUUUCGUAUGUCGAUGCAAUAAAAUCCCUACCAACCGGCUGCAAGAUCUCCAUAUGCAUACUCCUUCUGCCCCAACUAUACUGGUUCUACUUAAUGUCAGCCGGAGCCCUGAAGAUGUUAGUCCAAAGGCCUCGGCCGGCUGCCGCCGACUCUACGCGCAAGCGCAGCUGACGCCGCCGCCGACACUAACGCGGUACGCCUAACUAUGCUAACAUUACGACGCCAAGCGUAAAGUACGCCACGAACUUUUAGUAGGACGUAUUUUGAGCCGCUCAAAUUACGUCAUACUAAAAAGGUCCUUUAACAAAAUGGGAGUGAAAUAUGUGGGAAAAUUAGUAGGCGUAUUUUGAGCUGCUCAAUUUACGCCAUACUUUUUGAGUCUCGGACGUAUAAUAUGUAGGAAAUGAGUAGACGUAUUUUGAGCCGCUCAAUUUACGUCAUACUAUUUAUGUCCCGUGCGUAAAACAUGUAGGAACAUUAUAUUUUGUAGGCGUAUUUUGAGCGUCUCAGGUUACGUCUUUUUGUUUAGUUCGGGCCUGCCAGACUUUGAGUAAGAUACGCCACACAUAACGCACAUUUAGUUGGCGUAUUUUGAGCGGCGUAUAUUACUCUGUGUUAUUCAAGUUUUUAUCAUUUUGUUUUAUCACACUUUGUAUUUUGAGACAUCAAGUAAAUAUAAUUUAACAUGUAAUAUUAAAAUGCUUAAAAUUGUAUUCAAAACACCAAGUGUAGAUAAAAUACCGUUGCGAUUUUCACCUUAAAAUUUAUUUGAACCAUGUGAUAUAAUUUUCGUACAAAUAAACAGAUUUCAUAUAUUUUGUCAUAACAUAAAUGUCCCAUGAAAUAAAAAGUGGCCUGCAUAGGACUAAGGGUUAUAAUGUUUGACUGUUUGUCAACUUUUUGGAGCUAAUGUUGGCAACACUGGAUUAUUGAAGUGCUGUGUGUACGUCAGUAGAUGGCGUUAGUUGGUAUAUGAAUGAGGUUGAUGUUAAAAAGGUUGAAUGGGGCUUUGUAUGGGUGAUUUUGGAUGCUAAAAUGUUUUUGCUUAUACAAUGGUUAAGGUUAAAGAAAUAUUAUUUGUAUACAACGCAAUUUUUAUCCAAAUAUUUCCAGCUUUUAUGAUUAUUGAAAGAGAAUUCGGUUUCAUAAAAUAGUUGUUGCUUGUAUGUAUGUGAUAAGUGUGAUUUUAAAUGAAAUGCUUGAAGGGAAGUACGGUUUUUUCAAUAUUAGCUCCAAUAAAAGUUUGACUAAAAGCUUUGGCUAAGGUAGUUGAUGUUGUAUGUGUCCGACGAUAGAUGGCGCUGUAUUAAAUUUUGGUUCAACCCAAAAUUAACACAAACCCAUCCAGUAUAGUCGUACUAGGUAGAUUAUAAUAAUUUAAAAAUUGAUACGGCCACGUUAAAAAAUAUUGUAUAUUAACUAAGUCAUUAUUGUAUACAGAUUUCGUAAACGAAUAUCUCGAAUAAAAAGAAAUGUAUUUUGAUUUUGAAUUGUUACCGAUAAUCUCGAGUGUUGCCUCAAUUUUGACUAGAAUUUGACGAUUUACGGCCUAGCCGAACUUGUUGAAAAUGCUAAACACAUUCACGACUUCGAAUAUUAACAUAGAUCUUAUGAGAAAAGAAUUAUUAUCUUUAUCGAAUACAAGAAUUAGGGCUUGAGUACGUAGUUAUUUCGACGAAUAAAACAUGCCUAAAUAAAAACUUCCAUUUUUGUAAUAAUACAUGCAUUUCUUUUAUACACUACUUAAUUUGACACACAAAUAAGUACUAUAAUUUGACAUAACAUAACUUCCAAUUUUGUCUUCUCUUAAUUUAUAUCUUGCUUUUAGAUGCAUUUUCUUUCUAUACUUACAUUUUUCCCUACAGUUAUUUAAAAGCUUAAAAUUGAUAGUUUAAAUAUUAUAUGUAGUAUCAAUUUUAUGAGUCAACGGAAGGCAUGUAUCAGGAUAUUUACUAUCGUGAUACUCAACUUACUAUCAUGAUAUAUCAUGAUAUUUAAGUAUCGUGAUAGUAAAUAAAAUUUCGUAUUUAUAACAUGGGCAUUUUAUUUUAGUAACACAAAGAUUUUGUAUAAUAUGGUGUAAUUUAUAUAAUAAAUAAUGUGGCUUAUAUAUAAAUACAGAAUAUGUGUGUAUAUCGAUAAGUUUGGUAGCACAAUAUGUGUUAGGUGUCGCUUGUCGCUAGUUUGUGGUUGUUUGCACUUCAAUAUGUUUUUUAGGCUUAAGAGGGGUUUUGAUAGUAAGAUAUGGAAUUUAACUUGACAGUAUCCGAGACUCCAAAGUCGGUGUCAGUCAAAAUUAUCGAUAUUAAAAUUACUGUCAUAUAGAGUUUAUCAAAUGAUCUUUUGCGUACAACCAUCCUUUUUUCAAUCUGUUACUGUUACACCCUUUUUAUCGUCCCAUUGCUUGGCACAGGCUUCCCUUCACUCGGAGAAGGAUUGAGCGUUAGUCACCACGCUUGCUUAAUACGGGUUGGUGAUUUCAGACUAUAUAGUCCAGUUUUUUUUCAAUGUACAGUUAGAUUUUUUUAUCACAUUUUUCUAUGGAUAUGAAAGACUUAUAGUUCGGCCGCUCAGAGAAUGCGUUUCUGACACAUCGCGAUUGAACUGACGACGUAACUUUGUAAUGGCGUUGCAGUACGAUAAAAAUAUUUUUGCUGGUUGUUUAUCGUUUUAACAAUUGUUGAGCAUUAAAACAACAUUAUUAUAUCAAUAAUAAUCAAUGAAUGUUGUAAUUUUGUGCCAAAUUGAGUGUCAAAUAACUUGGUAAACAAUAUUUUUCUAAAUCUAUACUGCGCUAUUACAAGGUUAUGUCAGCGCUUUAUAUUUGUAGUGCUGUGCUAAAAAUAACAGGCAAGUAUCGUAAUCUGUUCUGGUUGAUGGUUCUUAUACAGUUAUACUUAUAAUAUAAAAUAAUACGUUUUGUUUUUCUUUUUAAGAAUUUGAAAAUAAUGGACUAUAGGAUAACUUUUAUGAAAUAUAAAAAUAAAACUAUGAUCAAACUGAACGCGCGAAAGAAAGUAGCAUUUUUAUAUUUAGGUUGAAAAUGGUAACCCCAAAUGGCAUCAUGGGCCGUCAUUUUGUGACGCUAAAUAGUCAUUUGUUGUCGUUUCGUGCGCUAAGACUAAGUGCCCUGCCUCAUUAGGACGCCAAUGGCGACGUCGCCGGCUACGUAUCCAAGCAGUUAGUAUUGAAAUGUAUGGAACCUAACUCACUUGGCGACGGUUUGGUAACGUCGCCAAAUUGGAGGCGUGGCCACGAGCUACAGUUCCCUAUGUGGCUUCUGGCUACCGUGGCGACGUACCGUGGCCACAGUAGCCACUAUAAUGUACACGGUAAAGCGCACCUCCCUCACACAGUCGCCAAUGUGGUCGCCAGUCAGCUUGCAAUUUCUUGAGCGACGACGUAAACAAUUGACUGUCGAGACGCCAUGGCCACUCGACUUGGCGACAUUUGGAUGCCAGAAGUAGCCAGACCUGUGCCGCUGGCGACGUCGCCAUGGCGUCCCAGUGAGGUAGAGCUCUAAAAACCUGAUUUUGGAAGAUUUUGACCGAGAUAUCAGGAUUGAUUCUGUUAUUGAUAAUACCUAAUAUACACGUAAUAUACACGUAGGCGAAGAUGAUGAUGAAGACACCACCUCCUCAAGCGAAUCGGAGUCUGAUUAACAUUCUGUACGCACAUUCAAUUCAAUGUACUUACUUUAUUGCACAGAAAUACAGAUUGUAACUUUGUAACAAAGAAUAAAUAAAACGAUUUUAUUAUAUGAAUAUUACCUUUUUUUGGUUUCCACUUAAAUAAUUAAAAUAUAAAUUUUAAAUGAUUCCGCCAAUUUAAAACGAAAAUAAUCUUAAAAUAAUGCGGCGGUUUAUUUUGGGGGAACGGUAACGAACUCAGUGUUAUGUUGUGCCCAUCACUAGUCCUGACUAACUGAUAGGUGUCAGGAACGCAUUCUCUGAACGGCCGAACUAUAAUAUCUUUAUCUAUCUUACUAUCAAAAACAUAGCUAAAUAAACGAAAAACACUUAAGAAAUGCAUGCACAAAACUAUGUAUUUGUUGUGGUACUGCAGAAGUAUUUAAUGCCCCUUAGGUUAUCCACCAAGAGAUUUUAGUUCACUAUCAGCUAUCAUACUUAUAGUAUAACUACGAAUUCCAUAAUAGAAUUUAAUAUAUAAUUCAAAGCUACCUUUUUUUAUCUAAUCACUAUCUAAAAAUUCUCAGUAGAUCUUCUAAACUUACUAAAUCUUCUAACAACCAAUUUCGCUUGAUCCCUUUUUAUAUUUCAUUUUUAAAAACUUGCCCCUUCAAUUACACUGUUAUUAAAAAUUAAGUAAAUUAGGACUAAACCUUUUAUUGAACAAGAACAAAAACGGGGUAAAACAGUUGUAUAGACAUUUUGAAAUUCAAGGGUAGUUCUAUCUAUAAUUUAUUUACCAGUUUAGACCCUAAGAUAUAUUAAUUGUUGUGUAAUGAGUCGAAAAAUUGUGAAAAUAUUUGGCGCCAAAAAACUGUCAAAAAUGAAAAAAAAAGGAAUCUCGGUUGAAAAUAAUGUUGCUUCGUUCUAGAAAUUAUUGCGUGGAGGCUAAAUUUUAUUUUUUGACUAAAUUGUUCGUUUAUUUUUAUCCAGUGUUCUAGCGUUUGUUUUUCAAAAUUUUGAUGUGUUGAUGGUGUAUUUUUACUGCAUUAGUUAAAUCGUAAGAAUGUAGUAAAUAAACACUGGAUAUUUGUUAUGUAUAGAUAGGAUUUUUGCUUGUUAUUUUAUUUUGGCUCGGUAGUUUGGUUUUCUUUUUAAACUUUCGGUAAAUGGCGCGUUGUGGCUCUAUAUCCAUUGUUUUCUAGCUUUAGCUUAUUAAUUUAUUUGUUACGUACGUGUGUGAAUGCGAACUGAAUUCUUCCAAUACUACCCUACUUCCGUAUUGCCAAAUUAAAUUCAUUCCAAUAUUCAGAUUACAAUAGUUAUUUACUAAUCGCAUUUUAUAAUAGACUUAAGACUAUUUGUGUAGUAAAUUGCUAAUAACGAAAUUAGAACUUAAACUUCCAGUUGUUUUGUCUAUACUUAACAAUAUCAUAGAAGGAUUUGUUUUUUACAACAUUUGUAUUGAAUUCAUUUAUUUUGAUAACCUAAUUUAACCAGCAUUUAUUACUUGUAUCUUUACUAAUAAAUAAAUAAUUAUAAAUUGCAGAUUUGUAGACCUGGGCAUUUGACAAUGUCUGCCAUAAACGGAUCUUAGAACAUUUUAAUUGUAAAUGGGAGCGACGCUAAACUUCUUGGUUGCUCUGAUGUAUGCGCAAAAAUUGCGCAACCGGUCAGUAAUUGCGCAACAUGCGCAAACAAUACUAACUUACCAUUUAAGUAAAAUUUUCAGAGCAGGCAAGAGUUUAGUGUCGUAAAUGCUAGAUUACGGAUUUUAUAUUAAAAUAAAUGAGCUUAAAUUUAAUAGGGUUUGAUGCACAUAGUGAAAUAUUUAUAUGUUUGUGUGAUGCAUUAAGUCUGAAUGUUAUGUUCCUAUAGAGGCCUAUGAGAUAGGUUCUGAGGCCUAAUUUUAGAUAAAAUGUAAAUUAUUGUUUUAGGGUUAUUUGAGGGGUAGUUGAGGGUUUUAAAACGGCCUACUGCAUCGAAAUAGCAAAACUGGAAAUAGAUCUGUUUCUUUACCAAAAAUUAACACAACAUUAAGCUGAACUUUCCCCUGUCAGUUCAAAGAUGGGUGACCAUUUUGUUUUGAAUAUGUAACUUCGUGAUGCAAAAGGCCGUAAAUAGUAAAUACUAACCACAGCUUUUUUAUAUUUACGAAUAUUUAGCAGCUGAAAUUAAACUCUACUUAUUAAUGGUGACUUGAAAUUAUUCAAAUUAGUUUUUGUUUAGCAACGAGUGAGGUGAUGUAUGUACAAUGUGUACGGAACUAGUGUUACCAGUGUUAAAAAAUCUAAUUAUGUAGUUUAUUCUUUAGGCUGGCAAGCUGGGCGAGUUACGGAAUUUGUGUAAGUUAUAAAUAACAAGGUACUAAUGAUUAAACAAAUAGUCAUAAUUAUUAUUGUAGUGUCUGUGUUAUAAUAAUUUUAAAAGAGUUGUUUUUUAAAACGGCCUCUUUUCUCAUUUUGACUAUAAUAACAUUUUUUUUUCUUGUCUGUUUGGGCUACAAGAUCGAUCUUAGUAUUUGAGGCCUACUUUUGACAUGUCAAAGAAAGAGGUCAUAAAAUAAAAUUUUUACUCGUUACGUUGUUAAAAAGUUUGGUCUUGUAGUCCAAGCAUAUAAUGCACUAAAAUAACACGAUUCAUACAUACAUGGGUCUUAUUAGAAGAUCUUUGAAGGUUGAACUGUUAAUGAAUAUAAUUACUUACAAUUUGUACCGGCGCCCAGUUUCCAGCUAGUCAGUGUGACGGUAUAUGUGAUAACUUGUUGCAAUGACUGUUUUAUAUUAAAUGUAUCCGAUAUUGAA
Molecule: messenger RNA, 7494 nt
Organism: Helicoverpa armigera (cotton bollworm)
Lineage: Eukaryota; Metazoa; Arthropoda; Insecta; Lepidoptera; Noctuidae
Product: ceramide synthase
Exons: 7
Coding region: 201-1232 (343 amino acids)
Biological process (GO): lipid homeostasis
Cellular component (GO): membrane; endoplasmic reticulum
Source: RefSeq, a predicted model, not a curated record